Molecule: messenger RNA, 6153 nt
Organism: Amborella trichopoda
Lineage: Eukaryota; Viridiplantae; Streptophyta; Magnoliopsida; Amborellales; Amborellaceae
Product: PHD-finger and DNA binding domain-containing protein
Source: RefSeq, a predicted model, not a curated record
CCAUUAAUCGACCGAGUCAAUUGACCCCACCGUAUAACUGGAAAAAGUCAUGGGUUAGCAGGGAAAGGGGAAAGCACAGAGAAGGUCGAAAAAGAAAUGGAGUUUGUGGGAAAGAUUGUGAAGAAACCAUUCGAAGGGUUUGGGUUGUUCUCAGGUGUUAUUGAGUCUUAUGAUCCAUCAUCAGGGUUCUUCAAGGUCUCUUAUGAUGAUGGGGACUUCGAAGAAUUGGAGUUUGACGAAGUUAGUUCCAUAUUGCAGAUCGAGCAAGAACAUGGCAUGGGAGUGCAGAUCCAGAGGCCAAGGAGACGGCGAAAGCCUAAAAAGCGGCGAAUGAUGGAGGAGACCCAAUUGAUAACAGGUGAGUUCACAGAGACGCAUGCUAACAGUUGUGUUGGUGAUUUUGCAGAUACCCAUUCGGGAGAAGCCAAUUCUGUGGACACCCAAAUGGAGAAGAGUGGUUUUGCUGAUUCCCAAAUGGUGGAAAACGGUUUUUCUGGGACCCAAAAAAAGAGACAUGGUUUUGAAGAUACCCAACUGGAGGAAAGCGGUUUUGUGGAGACCCAACAGGAGGAAAGUGGCUUUGGUGAUGCCCAAAUGGAAGGAGGUGGUUUUAUGGAGACCAAAGAUACCCAACUGGAGGAAAACGGUUUUGUGGAGACCCAACUGGAGGAAAAUGGUUUCGAUGAUCCCCAAAUGGAAGGAGGUGGUUUUAUGGAGACCGAACAGGCGACAAGUGGUUUUGCUGAUACCCAAAUGGAGGAAAGCGGUUUCAUGAAGAACCCUGCAGAGAAAAGUUUUUUUACAGAUACCCAUAUGGAAAAAAAUGGUUUUGGUGGAAGCGAAUCAGGGGCUUCCAUUGACCAAGUUGCUGAUUCAGUCAAAACCCAUGGUUUUGCACAGAUGCAAAUGGAGAAAGGUGUUUUUCUAGCUGGCUCUUUGGGUUCUCAUGUGAAGAACGGUGUCUCUAAUGGAGUUCUGGUCCAAGCCCAAAUGGAGGCAUGCGAUUUUGUGGAGUCUCAAAUGAAAGAAAGCCCAUUUCCUGCUCCAAAAAGAAGAAAAACUUGUGAUGGGAACAGUAAUUCUUUGCUUCCAACUCCUCCUAGAAGGAGCUCUCGAUUAACUGGAACAUCUUCUGUUUCAGUCCCAGUGCCAAAGAAAUUAGAAUUAGAAGACGCCAUUGCUGAGCCAUUUAAGAACCAGGAUGGUCCUCAAAUAGUGUCAUUGCCACCUUCUUCUAAGGAUCUUCAGAGUGAUGACCUCCCUGUUCUUGACCUCUUCUCUGUUUACAGUUGUUUGAGAUCUUUCAGUACAUCUUUGUUUUUGAGUCCAUUUGGUUUGGAAGAUUUUGUAGCAGCACUCAAGAAUGAGACUGCAAAUUCUCUAUUAGAUUCCAUUCAUUUUUCUCUUCUACAAGCUCUAAAGCGACACUUGAAAUUUCUCUCCGCCGAGGGUUCAAAUUCUGCUUCAACUUGCUUGAGGAGCCUCGAUUGGAACCUACUGGAUUUAAUUACAUGGCCAGUUUACCUCGUAGAUUAUGCUCUUAUUUGUGGAGUUGGCAAGAAAUCCAGCAUUGUACUUGAUUGCAAAAAGCUGUUGAAUGGAGGCUACUGGAAACAAUCUCCAACCGUUAAACUUGAGAUUAUUCAGUGCCUAUGUGAUGAUGCUAUGGAGGCAGAACAUAUAAGAUUAGAGCUUCAAAGAAGGGUCUCUGCUUUUGGACUUGACGUGGAUUGGGAUAAAAGCAUAGAAAGUUCUAGGAAGAGGAAGGUUUUAAGGAACGACAUAGGCAAUAAGUCUGAUAAGCUUGAGUUGAAUGGGUUCAGUGAUUCUGGCAUGAGUUUAGAUGUUAUUGGAGUUGCUUCACCAGAAUGUAUCGAUGAUGAUUGUGACAUGAACCAUGAUGAAUGCUGCAUUUGCAAAAUGGAUGGAAGCUUGAUUUGUUGUGAUGGUUGCCCAGCUGCUUAUCAUUCAAGGUGUGUUGGGGUCUCCAAAGCCUUGUUACCGGAGGGUGCUUGGCAUUGCCCAGAGUGCUUAGUGGAGAAGCGUUAUGGGCGACGGGAGCCAUUGAAAUUUCUCCAGGGUGCAAAGCUUUUGGGAAUUGAUCCUCAUGGGCGACUUUUCUUUGGUACUUGUGGCUACCUUCUGGUGUGUGAUUCAUGUGAUCCAGCAGCCAACCAUUUUUACUACAACCGUACUGAUUUGAGGUUGGUUCUUGAAGCAUUAAAAUCAUCCGAUUUUUUAUAUGAUGGUAUUAUUCAUGCGAUUACCAUGCAUUGGGAGAUGUCCUUAGACUCUGCUGAAGUGAAAGGUUCUUUUAAUCUUGAGAAUCAUGCCUUCUCUACAGACUUAAGCCCAAGCAGUCAAAGUUGUGAAAUACCUAUGGUUCCUCCAUCUUCCCUUCCAUCUUCUCAUCCCAAAGCGCUCAAAGAUUCCUCCAUAUUUGUUUCGGAAGGGAUUCUCGAAAGAAAUGAUGAGAAUGAGAUUGGUCAGAUGCAUUCAAAUACUGAAAUGGCAACUCCUAUGGCUGAGGAAUCUCUAGAAAUUCUUAAGCCAAAGCGACUGGGUUCAUAUAUUGACAGUGAUAUUGACUGUGCUGUAAAAGAAGUGGACCAUAGUUCAGGUCAUUUACCAGAAAAUAAAUCUUCUGAGAUAGAAGAUUUUAAGUUGGAAGCAGGCGACAAUAUUGAUCUGAUUGAUGACAAAGAGAAAAGUUCUUCAGUUCCUAGAUCUGUUUCUGUUCAGAAGUGCAUGAAAGAUGAUAGAUCAUCACUAAAAAUUAAAUCUGGGCCUAAUUUAUAUGUAAAACCUAAUUCAUAUGUAAAUCUUUAUUCUUUUGGUCAUGUAGCUGCAUCUGUUGCUGAAGAUUUAGCAUGUGUACCCUCAAAUAGAAUAAAGGAUUCCUCCUCCAAAAAAUUAUCUCCGGAAAUGGAAGAGCUGAAGAUUUUUUCGAGGUCAUUUCUGCACUUUCAGUGGCCUAAUAUUGAAGGAAAAAUGGAGAACCUACAGCAAGAAAAUUGUGGGUGGUGCUUCAAUUGCAAAAUUUCCAGUGAUAAAGAUUGUUUAUUCAACAUGGCUAAUAGACGGGGCUUUCAAGAUGGUAAAUCUGGUGCAAUUGGUCCUCAUCGGAAGAAUAGGGAGCAGAAUCUUGUGUCAGUCAUAUCAUACAUUCUUUCUAUGGAACACCACUUACGUGGUCUUCUUACGGGUCCAUGGGAAAAUCCGCACUUCAGUAAGCACUAUCGUAAAAGUGUGCGUAAGGCAUCAACUGCUGGAUCACUGAAGCAUUGGUUACUUACUUUAGAGUCAAAUAUGCGGCGUGUUGCACUUUCGGCAGAUUGGUACAAGCAAGUGGACUCUGCAGUUACUUUGGGGUCUGCUUUUCUUUUCUCAACCAGUUUACUAGAUAUAUCUGCAAAACGUGGGGCUGGAAGAAAGCGGGGUAGGAAGAACCUACCAGAUUCUCAAGCAGAAUCAAUUUUGAAAAUAGCUAAGAGAUCAGGUCUCCAUUGGUGGAGGGGUGGAAGGACUUCACGCCAAGUGUUUCACUGCAAGGCAUUGCCUCGGUCUCUGGCAUGCAAGGGAGGAAGGCAAGCUGGUUGUAAAAAGCUUCCAGGAUUGGUUUACAAUGAAGGUUCGGAUUUUGCCAAGAGAAGCAAAUAUAUUGCCUGGAGAGCUUGUUUAGAGAUGGCAACAAGUGUAGCACAACUUGGUUGUCAGCUUAGGGACCUUGAUCAACAUAUUAUGUGGGAUGAUAUAGUGAGCACUGAAGUUUUCUCUCGUUCAGAGAGGGAAGCUACUAAGCUUGUUAGACCUUUGAAGAAGGUGACUAUUCGGAGUAAAUGUACAGAGGGGCUGGAGAUAAAGUAUUUAUUGGACUUUGGAAAGAGAAAAACUGUUCCAAGCUUUGUUGUCAAACAUGGUGCAAAGGAUGAAGAAGAAUUGAAUGGGAGGAAAGCAAAGUAUUGGCUUGAUGAGUCUCAUGUUCCUCUGAAUCUCUUGAAAGCAUUCGAAGAGAAACAACUGGCUCAUACGCAUAGGAAGAUGAAACCUGAGGAGUUGCCUCAGGUGUGGCAAAAAGGCUUGAAAUCUUCACGAGAAAAUGUAUUUCUACGUCUUUUAUCCAAAGCAGAGAAAUACGAUAGCUGUCAGUGUGGUCACUGCAAACAGGAUGUGUUGAUCAGGAAAGCAGUGAGCUGCCAUUUUUGUAAAGGAUAUUUCCAUAGGAAGCAUGCAAAAGCAUCUGAAGUUCCAAGUACUGAUGGGAUCAAAUACACAUGCUACGGUUGCCAAGGGAAAGCCCAAGUGAGAAGAAAAGCAAAGGUUGCACUAGCAGAAAAGCAAAAGAUCUCAACAAAUAGAUGUUCAGAGCGUCUGGCAAAGAAAGUGAAAUACGUCUCUCUGAGAAGCAGCAAGCUUACUGAUCAAAAGAAAAAAAGAAGUAACAAGCCCACCAAUCAUAAGAGAAAACGAAGUUACAACAUUACUGAUCAAAAGGAAAAGAGAAGUAACAAGCAUAAUGUUCGCAAGAAAAAAGGUCCAUGUCAAAGCAGAAAUGUCACAUUUAGGAACAGUACGAAUAUCGUCGUAAAAAGGACUAAAGCGCUAAGAACCCAGGUGCGGCGUGUUUAUUGGCUAAAUGGCCUUCUCUGGACAACAAAGUUGGAUGAUAUUCGUGGAAAUGAUUUCAGAAACAGAAAAGUUCUUCUUUCAUCUGAAGAUGCUAAAAGAUUCUCAGCAUAUCCUAUAUGCUUUCUUUGUCACGAAGAAUAUGAUGCUCGGCUCAUCUACCUUAGCUGUGAAAACUGCGGAGAUUGGUUUCAUGGAGAUUCUCUCGGUGUUACUGAAGAAAACAUUGUCAGCCUGCUUGGUUUCAAGUGUUACCAAUGCCGAGAGAGGACUGCUCCUACUUGUCCAUAUGCCAAGGAAGAGAAUCCCUCUUAUAAAAUUCAUGAUCCAAAUGACAAAGAUGGGACUCAAUCCCUUGAGAAUUCAAUAGAUGAUGUCUUGACAAAGAGAAUAACAUGUAAAAGAAAACGAAGGGUCCCUGAAAAUGUAAUGCCCAGUGAGCCCCUGAUAGAUGAGGACCUGAAAGCAGAAACAAUUUCAGAUUGUUGUGAUAGGAAUGGGAGCAAGUCAGAAACAGAUCUUGUCCCAAUUACUUCUCAUGCAAAAUCUCCAUCCUGUGAAUCUAACUUGGAUGCCAUAAUGCAAGAGAGAGUGGCAUCUGUAUAAGUUCUGCAAGAUAGCUUGGAAGAGAUACUAGUGACUUCUAGAAGGAUGGAAGCUGAGUUCCAAGCUCUGGCAGUCUUUUCAGUUAGUGAGUUGUUAGAUUGCGAGGGAAGACAACAUAAAAGCUUUUAAGCAUGUCUCAAGAGAAUACAGUAGACAUGGCCUAACAACUCUCUUGUACUUGUAGGACUACAGAUUUAUCUAAUAUGGUGGGGUACACAACGAGUUUUGUGUUAUUCAUAUGAAGGAUGAAAACGCAUCUAAAAGCACUGAAGAAGUCGCUAAUGCAGUGAACAAAGGAGCUUUGUUUCCAAUUAUGGGCCAAUUAUGGAAAACAUUUUCUGGAAGAGUUGGAGGAAAAGAUCGGUGUUGUUUCUGAAGCAGAAGUUCUCGAUUUUGCUUUCUCUGAGCUAUCCUUUGGUGUUUGGUGCCCAAAUUAGAUUGAUCUAUGAUAUAUGCAAUCGGUUUCUUGCAUGGUUUUGUUGAUUUGCUCAUUGAGUCAAUGCCUGGCCUUUUCCUUUCCUGAGAAGACACUUCUAACUGAUUUCCUUGAAGAGAAGUAUAAAAGUUUGUUGCGGAUAGAUGAAGUUGCGACUACAUAUAUCACCAAAUUAGUAUCUGUAUGGGUAUUUGAUUGGAGAUAUAUGAGUGAAGUUUUUCUAACCAAAGUCGCAUUGGAUAUUUUUUGGAGGCCAAGCAAUCAUCUUGGAGUUCACACUUCACACCAUCAAAUUGAAAUUAUUUGUAGAGUUUCAACACCAUUAUUGUAAGAACUGAUGAUUAUUUUGAAUGAGAACGCCUUUUUGUUCAUUUCUUAGACUUCCCCGCCUUUAAGAGGAGUCUGUACAGUGCAUUCCCCAUCAUACUAUUUAACUAUGAUCAAAUUUUAGAUGGCUUGUAUACAGUGCAUUCUCCAUCAUACUA